Molecule: messenger RNA, 1632 nt
Organism: Pseudomyrmex gracilis
Lineage: Eukaryota; Metazoa; Arthropoda; Insecta; Hymenoptera; Formicidae
Product: lysozyme-like
Exons: 2
Coding region: 127-609 (160 amino acids)
Source: RefSeq, a predicted model, not a curated record
UUUGCCGUCUAUUUUCGAGCUGAGAGAUGUAUUCAUUCAGUACAAGUCAGCAGAGAGUUAAAAGCAUUUCAAGUGGUCUGUGUAUUUCUGCAAUCACUACGUUCUGAUCGAAGUAUUUAUUAAAAAAUGAAGAGAUUGUGGGUGAUUCUGUCGAUCCUAGUGAUUACUAUCAUUCAUUUUUUGGAGGGGAAAAUACUUGCGCAAUGCGAAGCCGUGAAAGAGCUGGAGCGAGCCAAAAUCGAAAGAACCUUCAUUAGCAACUGGGUCUGCCUGAUGCAAAGCGAAAGUGGAAUGAACACGAGAUUGGUCACUGGUCCAAAGACAGCAUCCAGCUACUCCUUUGGUAUUCUGCAGAUCAACAGCGCCAAAUGGUGUACCCGAGGACGUACAGGUGGUAUUUGCAACAAACGCUGCGAGGCGUUCAUAAAUGACGACAUACAAGACGAUAUUGCGUGCGCGAAGAUCAUUUUCGAUCGAGAAGGAUUCAAGGCGUGGAACGGAUGGAUGAAGAAGUGCAAGAACAAACCGUUGCCCAAUAUCGGCCAUUGUAAACGAAGGAAGAGAAUGACGGAUGAAAUCGAAGAGGUUGAUCCUAUGAUCCUUCUGUGAUGCCGUUUGAUACAAUGGACUGCCAAAAAGAGGCUUGAUUUUCUUACAUAUUACGUGAAUUAAAUUAAACUUGAUAAGGUAUUAAUUCUUUACUUUAGAAAAUUUUAUCAUUUUUAAGUACAAAUUUAUCAAGUUUAAUUUAAUAAUAAAAUUUUUCUUUGUGUGUACUUUUUACAUAUUAAAAUUUAGUUGCGAUUGUAUAUAGAUAAUACAUUUUGCUAGAGUUUUUUUUGUGUAUUACAUUUAAUCGCGCAGUAACAGUGUCACAUUUGAUAAAUCACGCAAUGUGUUGUACAAACAAAAUGUAUGUCGAAAUAUUCUUUGAAUAUAUAAAUCGAUUGGAUUCAGGCCAGAUGUGACGUAAAAGUGUUCACAUCACGAUUCGCUCGACCUGGCAGGCGCAAUACAAUGACUUAGAAGUUCUGCUGAUUAGACUCACAAAACUGUACGUGAUAAGAAUUUGUUAAGGCCUUCCCGAUUUCAUUAUUAUUUACUUAAAUUGUGCUUUUUCCGUUAGUGUACAAAAUUAAAAUUUAGAAUAAACAAAGUUUUUCUGUAAUAUAUGGAAACUAUGUGUAUUUUUCUCCAUAUAAUCUAUAUAAUAUACAAAAGAAACGUGUGCUUCUCGUGUUUGUUGCAUAAAUUUAUUUCGAAUUAUAUUUGAAUAAAUAUUGAGAUUCUGAUAAUUCUGAUACAGUAAAAUUCAAGCAAUUGUAUUCUUAAACAUGAAUUCUGCGAAUACAAUUGGAAUAUGCGAAAGUGCAGCUGGUUCUAAAUUCGUCUUUCGAAGAAGCGAUAUCAAAUCUCCAAGGUUGUGAGAUAUGAAAAGAUUCAACGAACAAUUCUCAUCUUUAUAUAAUGCGCGCAAUUGAUGUAUUUUCUCGAAUUCGAUAUCAAGAUCAAAUUUUGACUUCUCAGCUGAUCGUAUAAAAUCGAAUAAUACACAUAUCCGCAAUAUCAUAAUCUAUUUGUAUAAAAUUUGUGACAUAAUAACACUUUAAUUAAUUAUAUCAAUAAAAAAUC